CUGCGCCAAAUUGAUACUGACUGAUCAUGCCGCAUUCACAACGUUUGACAUUUGGGCACAUGUCAUAGCACUUCGUUGUAGUCUUCAUCCCUUUCCAUUCUGACGAGAGAAUACACGCCCAGUGGUAGAUCGAGCGCAUUUGCGCGGUCUCCGCUGAAGUACUUCUGGUACCAUGCCCGCCAAGUCGCGAUUCACGCGGCUCGACGCCUUCACAAAGACAGUCGAAGAUGCUCGCAUACGAACAACGUCCGGAGGCAUUGUCACCAUAGCCUCGAUCGUUAUCAUAAUAUACCUCGUCCUGGCAGAAUGGGCGGACUACAGAAAAAUACUGGUGCAGCCAGAGUUGAUUGUGGAUAAAGGGAGAGGAGAGAAAAUGGAAAUCCACCUCAACAUCACAUUCCCCCGAAUACCCUGCGAAUUACUCACUCUCGAUGUCAUGGAUGUGUCAGGAGAACAACAGACCGGCGUUGUGCACGGUGUGAACAAAGUGAGACUAUCGCCGCAAAGAGAAGGGUCGCAGAUCAUCGACACACAAGCACUCGUCCUGCACCAACAAGACACAGCGUCCCAUCUUGACCCUGACUACUGUGGAUCGUGCUACUCAGCACCUGCGCCUCCGGACGCGAAGAAACCUGGGUGCUGCAAUACUUGCGAUGAAGUACGGGAAGCAUACGCCACGAACAGUUGGGCGUUUGGGCGAGGCGAGGGAGUCGAACAGUGCGAGCGUGAAGGCUACGGCGAACGACUAGACGAACAGAGGCAGGAAGGCUGCAGGAUCGAGGGGGUCAUCCGCGUCAACAAGGUGGUGGGCAACUUCCACAUCGCUCCGGGACGCAGUUUCAGCAAUGGAAACAUGCAUGUGCACGACCUGAACAACUAUUUCGACACCCCGGUCGAGGGAGGACAUACAUUCACGCACGAGAUACACUCGUUGCGCUUUGGACCGCAGUUGCCCGACGAGACGGCUGCGAAGUGGAGCGAUCACCACCAUUCGAAUCCGCUGGACGGGCAGAGACAAGACACGGAAGAGCCGGCGUACAAUUUCAUGUACUUCAUCAAGGUGGUCUCGACGUCGUACCUGCCGCUUGGCUGGGACGAGGAUCGCAGUAUGAAGCAGCAUUCGAGCCUGAGUGAUUUGAUUCCGCUGGGCAUGCAGGGCCGCGGGGCGGGAAAUCAGGGCAGCAUCGAGACGCACCAAUACUCCGUCACGAGCCACAAGAGGUCGUUGAGCGGAGGGUCAGAUGCGGCGGAGGGGCAUAAGGAGCGGUUGCACGCUCAUGGUGGAAUACCGGGGGUGUUCUUCUCAUAUGAUAUCAGUCCGAUGAAGGUGAUCAAUCGGGAGGCCAGGCCGAAGACUUUUGCCAACUUUUUGACGGGGGUGUGCGCCGUGAUUGGCGGCACGUUGACCGUCGCAGCGGCGAUCGAUAGAGGGUUGUAUGAGGGGAGUUCGAGGCUGAAGAAAAUUCACCAAGGAUAAUGGAAAAGCAACUUGGACAAGCAGACGGCUUGCGGCCCGUGACGAUUGUCCAUGGAGCAAAGUAUUUGGUUGAAUGGACUCGCAUGAAGCAUCUAGCAUGGGGGUUUUGCUUGGUUAGCAUAUGGGAGAUAAAUCUGGUAUGCCUGCAAUGAAAAUGAAAGGAUCAUUGCCUCCAAGAUUAAUCCCUUAAUGCUCGAGAAAACCGGAUCGAGGCUAUCGUCCGUAUUACUAGUACCUAGAUGCUGUAUGUAUUGUCAGCCGUUUGCCAUGAGCCUGGACAAGGCAGAACAAAGUAGGGGAAACGAAGGGAAGUAAG
Molecule: messenger RNA, 1793 nt
Organism: Exophiala xenobiotica
Lineage: Eukaryota; Fungi; Ascomycota; Eurotiomycetes; Chaetothyriales; Herpotrichiellaceae
Exons: 2
Coding region: 173-1477 (434 amino acids)
Biological process (GO): retrograde vesicle-mediated transport, Golgi to endoplasmic reticulum; endoplasmic reticulum to Golgi vesicle-mediated transport
Cellular component (GO): endoplasmic reticulum membrane; Golgi membrane; COPII-coated ER to Golgi transport vesicle
Source: RefSeq, a predicted model, not a curated record